Messenger RNA from Cotesia congregata, 1026 nucleotides. The record is from the annotation of a GenBank genome assembly. NCBI's taxonomy places the organism in Eukaryota, Metazoa, Arthropoda, Insecta, Hymenoptera, Braconidae.
AUGAAAGUGAAGAUAUUCUCGGUGUUUUUAUUAUUGAUAUUUAUCAGUAAUGUUUUAUCAAGGAACAUUCUUCCGGAAAGUGAAAACAUGCGCGAAAAGCGCGAAUUAUUUACGAUGUUCUGCGCGAACGACCCCGCGGAGAGGAAUAUCGACCAGGGUAUAAACUUUCACUUGUUUACAACAGACUGGAACUCUUCGGAGCUGAUCGUGAUGAAUGACACCCAAAACAAUUUAAAGGACACCAAAUUUAAUCCAAAAAACCCGACAAAAAUAAUCGUCCAUGGUUACAACGCGGACAUGAAUUUGUUCGCGUUGGUGGACAUGAGGCACAACUACCUGAACAAAAGCCAAAUUUUGGACAAUCAGGAUCAGGAAUUUUACUACAAUGUCAUAGCAGUUGACUGGGAGAGACUAGCAGCAGGUUGCUACCCUGUAGUAGUAGAACACGCAAAAAAAGUUGGAGACAGAUUAGCGGAACUGAUCCACGAAUUGGUCCUAGCUGGAGCCGAAGACAUCCACGCGAUUGGGUUCAGUUUAGGAGCACAUGUUCCAGCAUUUGCUGCAAAUUCAUUGAGAACUUGGAACUACAAGCUGCCCAGAAUAACUGGCCUGGACCCGGCGAUGCCGCUGUUCAUGACUGUGGGGCUGGACGGCAAGCUGGACGCUGGAGAUGCUAAAUUUGUGGAUGUCUAUCACACUGAUGCGAUGAUCCAGGGGAAGCUGGAGCCUUGCGGACAUGUUGAUUUUUACAUGAACGGCGGGAUGAACCAGCCGGGCUGCAAUCACGCCAAGAGUUAUCAUAAUUGCAACCAUCUGAGGGCGGCGGAGUACUUUGCGGAGAGUGUCACUUCCAAGGUUGGGUUCUGGGGGUGGAAGUGCUCGAGUUUCGCGAGUUAUUUCUUUGGAUACUGCACGCCUGUUUUUCCGUUGACGAAAGCGGGGGAGGAAGUCGAUCAGAGGGUAAGAGGGCUGUUUGUUGUGAGGACUAAUGCCGAGAGUCCGUAUGCUAAGUUUAAUAUUAUGUGA